UGUUUGUUAUGAUUGGUUUCAUUUUCAAAACCUCUUUGUCAUUCUCAUCAUGUUUUGUCGAACUUCAAGUCCUUUGGUGGAACAAUUUAUAUAAACAAAUUCCCUUUCCCACUUCAGCCCCACCAAGCUAAAGGGAAAGGAGAGUUUGGUUUGGUUACUUGGAAUACAAGAAACAAAAUGAGUCUCAAUUGUCUUUCCUGCAGCCAAGUUUUGCAAAGGACAGACUCAUUUCAAGAGGUAUUCCAAGAAGAAGAAUAUAGGGAAAGAAACAAAAAGGUCGCAAGGACAUGGUCGGGAAAUAUACCGCCACCGAACAAAGAGAUGAUCAAAGGCGGAGCUCUGGACAAGAUUAAGGCCGGUCAUCGCCGCACUCAUAGUACGGGAAAUAUUCCUUUUUCGAGCAAUGGACCAAAGUUGGUGAGGAGUAGUGGAAUGAGAAGAGAUUGGAGUUUUGAGAAUUUGGCUGAGAUACAACAAGACCAAAGAGUGACUUGCAAUUAA
This is a messenger RNA of Lathyrus oleraceus (garden pea), 501 nucleotides long. RefSeq lists its product as uncharacterized. Bases 178 to 501 code for a protein of 107 amino acids. The transcript has a single exon. The record is from RefSeq and is a predicted model, not a curated record. Lineage: Eukaryota; Viridiplantae; Streptophyta; Magnoliopsida; Fabales; Fabaceae.